Molecule: messenger RNA, 773 nt
Organism: Phodopus roborovskii (desert hamster)
Lineage: Eukaryota; Metazoa; Chordata; Mammalia; Rodentia; Cricetidae
Product: probable bifunctional dTTP/UTP pyrophosphatase/methyltransferase protein
Exons: 5
Coding region: 1-717 (238 amino acids)
Molecular function (GO): nucleoside triphosphate diphosphatase activity
Source: RefSeq, a predicted model, not a curated record
AUGUGCGAUCCUUUCAACAUGGAGCUGGUUCCACUCACCAGGCUGCUGCAGGGGAAGAGGGUGGUGCUGGGGAGCAGCUCCCCCCAGGAGGCGGGGCAUCCUGUCCUCCAUGGAGUCCCUGGAGAAGGCGAGAUUUCCGGCUACGCCCGAAUAUGCCCGGGAGACAGCAAAGCUGAAGGCUCUGGAGGUGGCGUCGCGGCUGAGGCUGCACAGGGUGAGGACAGCCCCAUCCCUUCUGGUCAGGUGGCCUUGGAUGGCUUCAUCCUGGAGAAGCCAAAGGACAAGGAUGAUGCCUACAGGAUGCUGCGCAGGCUGAGUGGCCAGCAGCACAGUGUCAUCACCGGUGUGGCCAUCUUGAGGCCACUGUGGCAGAGGCAGCUUCAGGAGCCGAGCUCCACAUGCCCAGAGGCCCCAGAGGUGGAAGGGGACCCAGAAGCAGAAGUGGAAUUGUCACUGUUCCAUGAAGAGACCCGUGUGACAUUCUCGCGGCUAUCGGAGCCACGGCUCUGCGAAUACGUGGAGAGCGGGGAGCCUCUGGACAAGGCUGGCACCUACGGGCUUCAGGCGCGAGGCGGUGCCCUAGCAGAGCGCGUGGAAGGGGAUUUCUUCAAUGCCGUGGGGUUUCCACUCAACCGCUGCAUGCGUGAGCUGGCUGCCAUCUUCCCGGAUGUGGGACCACACGUCCCUGUCAGCCAGCAUCCGGCCACACCCCAAUAAUGAGGAUUGUAGAUGGAGAAUGAGUAUGUGAGUAUUGCGGUAAAUAAGGAUCAGGA